Messenger RNA from Vicia villosa (hairy vetch), 1110 nucleotides. Its product is annotated as ylmG homolog protein 1-2, chloroplastic-like. Gene Ontology annotation, cellular component: membrane. The coding region runs from base 81 to 755 and encodes 224 amino acids. The transcript has 2 exons. The record is from RefSeq and is a predicted model, not a curated record. Gene Ontology annotation, biological process: chloroplast fission. Lineage: Eukaryota; Viridiplantae; Streptophyta; Magnoliopsida; Fabales; Fabaceae.
UUGAAACGUAGAGUGCGAGAAGCAACAAAAACACCUAAUCCCUAAAAAUUGUUUCGAGAACUCACUACACUUAACCAACAAUGGCGUCAAUGGCAACAACAAUGGGUAUGAGCAUGGGCAUGACCGUAACUUCACACCUCUCAACCUCUUCUCGUCUUCUCGCUUUUCAACCAAACCUAAUCCCAACCAAACGCCCAACCAAAACUUUUUCAAUUUCAAACAAUCCUAAAACCACCGUAACCGCCUGCACCGUAACCGCCUGCACCGUAACCGCCGCAGCACCGUCACCUCAAUCUCCGAUCAACGACGACGACACCGUUAAUCUCUCUGGCUCCACUCGAACAAUAACCACGCUAUUCGGAAUUGCGGCUUUAUGUAUCAAAGCUUUUGUCAACAUUCUUCCACCGCCGGAACUAUGUUUAUCGAUUGGAACUUCGUCGUCGUCGCUGUUCUUUGCUGCAAUGAGGAAGAGUACUCAGAGCUCCCUGAACACGCCGCUGGCGGUUGUGGCGGCGGGAUUGAAGAAAUGGUUGGAUAUUUACAGUGGUGUUUUGUUGGUUAGGGUUUUGCUGAGUUGGUUCCCGAAUAUUCCGUGGGAGAGACAGCCACUUUCUGCAAUUAGGGAUCUUUGUGAUCCUUAUCUUAGUUUGUUUAGGAAUGUUGUUCCACCUGUUUUUGAUACUCUUGAUAUUAGUCCUCUUCUUGCUUUUGCUGUUUUGGGGACUCUGGCCAGUCUCCUCACUGUUCCUGUUUAGAAUUACACUCACAGGUGUGGGCUACUGAAGAAUGUUCUCAUGACUGACAAAGCAUCGUCCUAAAACGUUUUGGCAGAAUUUUGAAAAGCAGGUUCUCGAGAAGCUUAGGAUUAAGUUUGGUUUCUCUAUACAGUGUAAUUUUUCAGAUUGAUAUAUUUUUGGCAGUUAUGCAUGUGGUUAUGAAAGUAAUUGGAUUUUAAUUUCAAAUAAUUUAUGUUGUAUUUUGUUGUUGGGUUGGAUAGUUUAGUUGUAUCUUAAUUGAAAUUCCUUCGCUAUAAGCUCUGUGCAGAAUUUGCAAGCCAGUAAUCUUGCUCUUGCAUAAAUAUAAAAUACACGUUCGAUAUUGGUUAUGAAA